Molecule: messenger RNA, 2190 nt
Organism: Dentiscutata erythropus
Lineage: Eukaryota; Fungi; Glomeromycota; Glomeromycetes; Diversisporales; Gigasporaceae
Source: the annotation of a GenBank genome assembly
AUGACUUCGGAAAGUCGUCAUUUAAUUACUCGAGAAAAAAUAAUAGUUUUGCGCAUCUCUAGUAAACGUCACAAGACUAAUACCCGCGUUCAACCUACACUGGAUUUGGCAAAUUUUCCUGUUACAGAAACUCUUAAGAUGCUCGCAUCACUACUGGAAAAGAUUACACAUGCAAACGACCAUUUAAAGUCAACUCAUAAUAACAUAAACCAUUCAGAAUCAACGUCUUCUUCCGUGACAGCAACAUCCACUCCAUCCUUCACGCGUUUUCACGCACGUUCAGUUCCUUCAAUAGAUAUUCAUUCAUAUCUUUCAAGAAUAUUAAAAUAUUGUCCUACCACAAAUGAAUGUUUUCUUUCAUUGUUGGUAUAUUUUGAUCGGAUGUCAAAGAAUGCAUCCGCUACUUCUUCGGGGAAAGCCUUUUCUAUCGAUUCUUUCAACAUUCAUCGUCUGAUAAUUGCUGGUAUAAUGGUUUCCUCCAAGUUUUUCUCUGACGUAUUUUUCACAAAUUCAAGAUAUGCAAAGGUGGGAGGAUUACCAGUAUCGGAAUUAAAUCAGCUCGAAUUGGAAUUUCUUGUACUAAACGAUUUUCGCUUAGCAAUAAGCGUGGAAGAAUUACAACGAUACGGCGAUCAAUUACUCAAACAUUGGGUGUUGGAAGAGGAAAUGAAACAAGGUGGGGGCAUAUACGAUAAUAUGCGAUUUCAAAAUAGUUCUGGUAGCCUCAGAUGGGAUUCAGGACAUAACCAUGAUAAGAAUACACAAACUAAACGAACACGACGUUUACACUCUAACGAUGACACAAAUAUAAGCAGAGGUGGUUCAAAAACAUUGAAAGAUGAUGAUCAAUUGGACAAUGGAUACUAUUUUGGUCGUAGCCAUCGUCGAGAUAACAGUUUCUCUUCGUCAAAAUCAUUAAACAUCCCAUAUCAAUCCUCUUUAACUUCGUCACCACAACCAUAUACAACGCAUAUAUCAAAAACUCCUCCUCCUCCAUCUUUAUGUGGCUCUUCACCUUCAUUUGCAUCUACCUCAAGUGGUUCACUCCCUAUUUCAAGUUCUAUAAAUGGUUCGCCAAUGCACGCACCUUUUGCUUCAAGUAGCAUCUUAGGAGGAUCGACCAUAAAGCGAGCGAAUAGCAGCAGCUCUUUAUUUAAUCGUGCGAGGGAUUUAUCAGACGAUUUACAAUAUUCAAGACGUUCUUCGCCGAAAUCGAUUAAUCCUGAAGAUCAUGCUUAUCGAACUGCAGCCGCUUCUCCAUAUUAUUCGGCUCCUUCAAUACCAACUACUUCAACGACUUCGAUGAAUAACAAUAAUAGUAGGGGCGUCCCUCAACCACCGACUUUGGUAACUCCGUCUCCUACGCGGAAUAUCGGAAAUUUCAUGAGACGUAUGUCACAUGACUCGCCUGCAAAUACAUCACAAUAUCCACCAUCUGCUUAUCAUUAUACCGGAUAUCCACCUCAAUCAUCAACACAGUCUUUACCAACUACUCCUGUGACUACAUUACCCUCAAUACAAGGAAUAUCUUAUCCUUCUAUUAUAAGUAACGCUGCCCAUUCUACUGUUACUGCUGCUUUGAAUUAUGCUCGCAGAGCUUCUCUUGCUUUACCGCCACUGCCACGUAACCUAAGCGGAAUUCCCAAUGGCAACGUACCUUCGCCUGUAUCAACCGUCGCUCCUGAUAACUUGGGUCCUGGGUUAGUUAGACGUGGAUCAGUUCCUGCAUGGAAACCGAGGAUUUCUAGUUCUAAUUUGGUAAUGAGUAAUGGAUCUUCAUCAACGUCAGUGUCUUCAAAUCCUGCAGUGAUUAAUGGGAGGCAUGCAAAUGGUAUAGGAAAUAUUUUUAAUAAAUUCACUAAAAGAGGCAGUUGGGUAAUUGUUAAUCAUCCUCAAUCGAAUACCAAUCAUGGGCAUUAUAACCAUAACCACCAUGCACAUCAAAUUAAUCAUCAGCAUGGAAAACUUAAUAAACACGGUUAUUAUCACCCGCAAAGUCAUGACUACGGCAAUGUAUCUAGAUCAUCAUCAUCUGAUUCUAGCCAUUCUUCAUCGACUACAGGUUCAGGUUCGGCUUCGGAUACUUCAGGAGGUUCAGGAAUAGAAUCGUCGAUCCCGGCAUCACGGACUACAAAAAACGGAAAUGAUAAUUCGAAUAUAAAUGGUCCGAAUAAGACUCUUAAAAAUUGA